CAUGCAGCCUGCUACGAGGUCUCUGACAUACAGUCAGGCAGGAGCAGAGUAAAACCUCUGGAGCAUGAGAGUAUAGAUCACCGUGCACCCCCAGGCCUGCUGCAGGAACAAACAGUAGAACAAGAGACAGGAAGAAGCGCUCGACUGUUCACAGAAUUGAGGAGAGGCGUGUGACUCUUCACUCAAAGGGGAUAAACAUUCGAACUGAGAAGGACAACUGAAAAUACAGUCAUCUUCACUUGAAUGAGGAUUAUAGGACGUGCAGGAGAGCUUUCACAUACGGAAAAUUGCUUCUAACUUUGGAUACCGAUACAGGUAUUUUGUGGAGUUGCCGUCUACUUUUUUAACAUAAAACCACACAAACUGAGCAUUCUUCCGUAUUUCAGAGGGCUGUGUUUCCUGUCAAAUAAUAUGUACCUUUUCCCUGCCUGUUGCACAUGGUUGGAGAAACAAAUGGAUUUUUAUGACUGACACGUACAUGAUUGAGAAAAACUAAGUAUUCCAAAUUUACCAGCUUGAUUUAAAGAUGUAUAAUAGCACCUUACAAAGCACCCUGGCUGUUUCCAUGAACUGCAACAAGAGCGAUGAUUUCAAGUACCCUCUCUACAGCUCGGUUUUCAGCCUGGUAUUUGUUUUCGGACUUUUAUUCAACAUGGUGGCCAUGUACAUUUUUGGCUGCACACUGAAGCUGCGAAACGAGACCACCACGUACAUGAUAAACCUUGUGGUUUCAGACUCUCUCUUUGUUCUCAGCCUGCCUUUUCGGAUUGUUUACUUCAUUAAACGUGAAUGGCUGUUUGGAAGUGUGCUCUGCAAGAUCUCUGUGGCCCUGUUCUACACCAACAUGUACGGCAGCAUCCUCUUCCUCACCUGCAUCAGCAUUGACCGUUUUCUGGCCAUUGUGCACCCGUUUCGGUCCCAGGCCAUUCGUACUAAGAGGAAUGCCAAACUGGCCUGCUGCACAGUGUGGGUGAUGGUUCUUUCUGGAAGUAUACCCACGGGGUUCCUACUGGACACCACUUCACCCAAAAAUGUCAACUCCUCCACAUACUACUGCUUUGAAAACUACUCUAGAAAACAGUGGAAGUCUGAGCUGUCCAAGGUGGUGGUGUUUAUUGAGACUGUGGGCUUUAUUAUCCCAUUGCUGCUAAAUGUCUUCUGCUCCGUCAUGGUGCUAUGGACGCUGAAGAAACCCCAAACCCUCACCCGUGGAGGCAACCUCAACAAGGCUAAAAUCUUGAGGAUGAUCAUUGUGCAUCUGCUCAUCUUCUGCUUCUGUUUCAUCCCCUACAAUGUCAAUCUCAUCUUCUACGCUCUGGUUCGCUCCAAUGUCCUACAGGGAUGCGAUGCCGAAUAUGUGGUGAGAACCAUCUACCCCAUUGCUCUGUGCAUAGCAGUGACCAACUGCUGCUUUGAUCCGGUCAUUUACUACUUCACUUCAGAGACCAUUCAGAGCUCCAUUAAACGCAAGUCCACAGUAUGGCACAAAGGCACCAAACUUUUCGACAGACUACAUGGGGAUAGCACACAAAGCAGUCCAAGUGCAGUACACAAAAGCCUGGCCCUGAGGACUUUGAGAUCCAAAAUCCUGGACAAUGAGUCCACAGUCUAAUGACACCUUUGUUAUGUGACAUGAUUAACAGUUCAGUGGGUAUUGCUGGUGAAACUUCAAUCCGAGGACGUAGGUGGAAGCAGAGUGGCCUAGAAGAUCAUAACAACAAACAAACACAAUGGUUUCUAAGGAGUCGCUUUCCUAUAUACUGGACACCACAGAGACAUUUGACUGGGACUUAAGACACUGAUCUCUUCAGUCAGUAAAGGAGUGGAUCACAUCAAAAGAAGAAAGACUUGAAAUAAUAAAGCAUGUUGCAGCAUGAAUACCCUAUGUCAGGGUAAGAAAAACUCUUCGUCCUAUCAUGGAAUGAGUUUGAGUUUAAAAUGCACAUAAAUUGUCAUUCUGAGUAAAUUCUCCUUGAGGAAACUUCUGCUUUAGCACAGCUGAACCAGUAUUACAGCUCUUCUUUAUGUCCUUUAUCAUUUGUAAGUAUUUGUGGCCUUUCUAAGGCAUUUAAGCACUUUAUAGAGCACCAUGUUCUAUAACAGCUUUGCCCCUUAAUCCGAAAGCGAAUAAAAGAAUUAUUAACUUAAAACAGUUUGUUUAAUGGAGUUUGAAAAAUAACUACUUGUUUGAAAGAGUGGGGUGAGUUGAGUGAAAUGUUUGUAGGGUAUCAUUUGUUUAUAUGUCACUCAUUUUGGGUGCCACCAAAUCAUUUGUGUAGACUGAUUAGUCAUACAGGUACUAACGACACACACCAGUAACUGUGGCUGCCCUCUGCCACGAAUGCACAAUGUCACAAUCAAUGAAAUGCAGAUUACAGGUAUGGUCAAUAAUUGACCACUGCAUAGCACUGGCCAACACUGCACUAACACUACCUUAUAGCCUUAUCUUAAAUGGUCACAAUGGGGGAAAGUCUCUGCCAAACAAAUAAAUGUAAAUAUAAUUGAGACAAAUCAAGAAGCCGGCAUAUACACUACAGUAUGUCUGUAUAUGAAACU
Messenger RNA from Thunnus maccoyii (southern bluefin tuna), 2556 nucleotides. Its product is annotated as lysophosphatidic acid receptor 6-like. Gene Ontology annotation, biological process: positive regulation of Rho protein signal transduction; phospholipase C-activating G protein-coupled receptor signaling pathway. The coding region runs from base 527 to 1612 and encodes 361 amino acids. The transcript has a single exon. Gene Ontology annotation, molecular function: lysophosphatidic acid receptor activity. Gene Ontology annotation, cellular component: membrane. The record is from RefSeq and is a predicted model, not a curated record. NCBI's taxonomy places the organism in Eukaryota, Metazoa, Chordata, Actinopteri, Scombriformes, Scombridae.